Messenger RNA from Kickxella alabastrina, 1502 nucleotides. RefSeq names its product Guanylylate cyclase-domain-containing protein. The coding region runs from base 241 to 1419 and encodes 392 amino acids. NCBI's taxonomy places the organism in Eukaryota, Fungi, Kickxellomycota, Kickxellomycetes, Kickxellales, Kickxellaceae. The transcript has a single exon. The record is from RefSeq and is a predicted model, not a curated record.
UUCCUGUCUUUGUGGGAAAAAGGGCGGAAAAAAGUCCGGCCCUUUUUAAGUUUGUCAUGAUUUUUAUUUUUGGAAUCGACUGACCAAAAUCCACUCAUAUUCACUGUAUCAAUUUUUCGGGCAGAGUAAGCCUCGACAAACCCCUUUUUAAUUAAUUUCUUUUUCUUUCAUUUUUUAUCCAGCAAUUUUUUAACCUACUUUUCAUUUUUGACCUUUAAAACUAGAGCAAAUUUUGAAUACAUGACAAGCGUCUUUGGCAAGCUUCAAGCUCUAGUCAGCAACGUUGUCAGCACUCCUGCCCAGCAGCCAUCACCACACAAACACCAGCAGACGUUGUCGUCCUCGCCGACGCCCGAUGGAACCCCCGCAGCCAGCCCGCAUCAGCCGGCCAAGCUGAGCGAAACCACAUCCACGAUGACUGUGGUCACUGAAAGCGUCGGUUUGUCCGGCGACACGCUCCGGGUAUCGACCCACGGACGGCCUCGGCGACAAACCGACGCCUCGAUGACCAGCGUCGCCAGUGCAGGUACUAAUACUGGUGCUGGCGCGGACACAAACACAUCGACCGUGCGGCAGCAGGACAUUGAUAAGCUGCUGCCCUACCGGAUGCCCGACCUGGAGCGAAUCUCACGGCUGCACCCUGUCAGCAAAAUGCUGCAACAGGACUCAUGGGACUGUGGGCUUGCCUGCGUGUGUAUGAUUUUGAGGUCCUUUGGACAGGCCACCUGCUCGAUUUCGCAGCUGGCCAGGCAGGCCAAGACGGACUCUGUCUGGACUAUCGACCUUGUCUACCUCUUGCAUCAAAAUUUAAACGCAGACUUUACGUAUUACACAAAGUGCGCUGGGAUCAACCCCGAGUAUGCCAGCCAUGCGUUCUACCAGGAGGGGCUGGAUGAGGAUGAGGACAGGGUGCAGAAACUGUUCAACCAGGCGCAGGCUGAUCAGGCAAUCCGGAUAGUCGAAAUUGUCAUCCCACUUAUCGACCUCAAGCGCUUCCUGGUUCACCGCCAAUACGUGGCAAUUUUGCUUGUGGACAAGGCUGUGCUCAAGUGCGUCUCCUGCGAAAUGGCGCGCCAGGCGUCGGCCGCUGCCGCUAAGCGCCUGACUGCUCAUGGGCGCAGCCGAUCGGUUAACAUUUUUCGCUCAAACACGAGUGCUUCGGAAUCCACUGUGUCUGGUCCAAAGUCUGCGGCGGGCGAGCGCACGGGCAUGUUGUCGUGGUUUUCGCGCAAGCGGCAGAUGAAGGACGGAUAUUUGGGCCACUACAUUCUGCUCAUUGCUUAUAUUCCGUCCCUGGACAUGUUUCUAUUUAGGGACCCCGGAAUUCCAGAGGAGUUUUGCAUGGCCUCAGCAACAAUGAUCAAUACUGCGCGCAAUCGUCCGGGCACUGAUGCCGACUGUGUCAUUCUCAAACUGUAAUACAUUAUACUCACUCCCUUCUUUUUUAGAUAUCCUGUUCACUAUCAUAUUUGUUUGUUAUUUUUUUUACAAGUGAUAAUGGC